Myotis davidii is the source of this 2181-nucleotide messenger RNA. It is a transcript of the gene MYC, whose product is annotated as v-myc avian myelocytomatosis viral oncogene homolog. The record is from RefSeq and is a predicted model, not a curated record. Gene Ontology annotation, molecular function: RNA polymerase II cis-regulatory region sequence-specific DNA binding; protein dimerization activity; DNA-binding transcription factor activity, RNA polymerase II-specific. Gene Ontology annotation, biological process: positive regulation of cell population proliferation; regulation of transcription by RNA polymerase II. Bases 357 to 1676 code for a protein of 439 amino acids. Lineage: Eukaryota; Metazoa; Chordata; Mammalia; Chiroptera; Vespertilionidae. The transcript is spliced from 3 exons.
GAGCCGGGCGAGCAGAGGCGCGCUCCGGGCGCUCAGGGCUGAGAUCCGGAGUGAGAGCGGGGCUUCACCUCCGGCCCAGCCUCCUCCUGCUCCCCACCCUGCCCGCCGACCUCUGCCAGAGAUCCGCCACCCUCGCCGCAUCCACGAAAACUUUGCCCAUUGCAGCGGGCGAGCACUUUCCCCUGGAACUUACAACACCCGAGCGAGAGAGAACGCGUCUCUCCAGGAGCGGAGAUCUAUUUGGAAAGACACUUCUCCGGGCCGCUGCCUACGACCCGCUCCUCCGACAGGCGCUCCUUGCCCGGUGUUGGAACCUGGAUUUCCUUCGGAGAGUGGGAAACCCGCAGGCUGCCGCGAUGCCCCUCAACGUCAGCUUCGCCAACAGGAACUAUGACCUCGACUACGACUCGAUGCAGCCCUAUUUCUUCUGCGACGAGGAAGAGAACUUCUACCACCAGCAGCAGCAGAGCGAGCUGCAGCCGCCGGCGCCCAGCGAGGAUAUCUGGAAGAAAUUCGAGCUGCUGCCCACCCCGCCCCUGUCGCCCAGCCGCCGCUCCGGACUCUGCUCGCCCUCCUACGUCGCCUUCGCGUCCUUCUCCCCCCGGGAGGUGGACGAUGGCGGCGGCGGCAGCUUUUCCACCGCCGACCAGUUGGAGAUGGUGACCGAGCUGCUGGGAGGCGACAUGGUGAACCAGAGCUUCAUCUGCGACCCGGACGACGAGACCUUCAUCAAAAACAUCAUCAUCCAGGACUGUAUGUGGAGCGGCUUCUCGGCCGCCGCCAAGCUGGUCUCGGAGAAGCUGGCCUCCUACCAGGCUGCGCGCAAAGACGGCGGCAGCCGGAGCCCCGCCCGAGGGCAGGGCGCCUGCUCCACCUCCAGCCUGUACCUGCAGGACCUGAGCGCCGCCGCCUCCGAGUGCAUCGACCCCUCCGUGGUCUUCCCCUACCCGCUCAACGACAGCAGCUCGCCCAAGCCCUGCGCCUCCCCCGACUCCCCCGCCUUCUCCCCGUCCUCGGACUCUCUGCUCUCCUCCACCGACUCCUCCCCACGGGCCAGCCCCGAGCCCCUGGCACUCCACGAGGAGACACCACCCACCACCAGCAGCGACUCUGAGGAAGAACAAGAGGAUGAGGAAGAAAUUGAUGUUGUUUCUGUGGAGAAGAGGCAGCCCUCCGCCAAAAGGUCAGAAUCCGGUUCCCCCUCUUCGGGAAGUCACAGCAAACCGCCUCACAGCCCGCUGGUCCUUAAGAGAUGCCACGUGUCCACGCAUCAGCACAAUUACGCGGCGCCCCCCGUCACCAGGAAGGACUAUCCCCCCGCCAAGAGGGCUAAGUUGGACAGUGGCCGCGUCCUGAAACAGAUCAGCAACAACCGCAGAUGUGCCAGCCCCAGGUCCUCGGACACGGAGGAGAACGACAAGAGGCGGACACACAACGUCCUGGAGCGCCAGCGCAGGAAUGAGCUGAAACGCAGCUUCUUUGCCCUGCGCGACCAGAUCCCCGAGUUGGAAAACAACGAAAAGGCCCCCAAGGUCGUUAUCCUUAAGAAAGCCACCGCCUACAUCCUGGCCAUCCAAGGGGAGGAGCACAAGCUCCUUUCGGAAAAGGACUUCUUGCGGAAACGACGGGAACAGUUGAAACACAAACUCGAACAGCUACGGAACUCUUGUGCAUAAAACUCGACCUAGGGGCGGGAGGAACUGGACUCCCUCGUGGCUUCUCCCCUGUGACUGAGGGAAAGUGCGGGAGAAGGUUCCUGCUGGCCUCGCCGCAGAGUUCAGUAGACACGAACUUGUUGCAACUGCAUGGUCAAGUGCAAACCGCACAACCGUGGCUGGGUCUUCAGACCGACAGAUUCAGCCAUCAUGUAAACUGCCUCAAAUGAACUUUGGGCAUAAAAUAACGUUUUUUAUGCUUGCCUUUUUUGUUUCCUUUAACAAAUUUGUAUUUAAAAUAAUUUUUUUUUAAUCUCAAUUGGGUUUACCCAAUUUUGCUGUGUAAAUACAAGCAGUGAAUGUAAAUAGCUUUAAUAAGAAGUUUAUAGCAAUUAUACAAAAUCUGUUAUAAAUACAUAAUUUUUUUUAUUUAAAUACAUGUUUCUUUUUAAAGUUGAUUUUUUUUUUAUUGUUUUUAGAAAAAAUAAAACGCCUGGCAAAUAUAAUUGAGCCAGAUCUUAAAGUU